Mustela lutreola (European mink) is the source of this 4273-nucleotide messenger RNA. It is a transcript of the gene ZC3H11A, whose product is annotated as zinc finger CCCH-type containing 11A. Bases 87 to 2537 code for a protein of 816 amino acids. The transcript has 16 exons. Gene Ontology annotation, molecular function: metal ion binding. The record is from RefSeq and is a predicted model, not a curated record. NCBI's taxonomy places the organism in Eukaryota, Metazoa, Chordata, Mammalia, Carnivora, Mustelidae.
UCAAGAGGACUUGGAGCUGGUCCUCGCCUUGAGGAAGCAGUGGCUUAUUUUCAAGAAGCCAUUUCUGAUAUAAGGAUCUACUCAGCAUGCCUAAUCAAGGAGAAGACUGCUAUUUUUUUUUCUAUUCUACAUGUACCAAAGGUGACAGCUGUCCCUUCCGUCACUGUGAAGCUGCGCUAGGAAAUGAAACUGUUUGCACAUUAUGGCAAGAGGGGCGCUGUUUUCGACAGGUGUGCAGGUUCCGGCACAUGGAGAUUGACAAAAAACGUAGUGAGAUUCCUUGUUACUGGGAAAAUCAGCCAAUGGGAUGUCAAAAACUAAACUGCGCUUUCCAUCACAACAGAGGACGUUAUGUUGAUGGCCUUUUCCUACCUCCAAGCAAAACUGUGUUGCCUACUGUGCCUGAGUCACCCGAAGAGGAAGUGAAGGCUAACCAGCUCACAGUUCAGCAGAACAAAUUGUCUGUCCAGUCUAAUCCCUCCCCUCAGCUGCGAAGUGUUAUGAAAGUAGAAAGUUCAGAAAAUGUUCCUAGCCCCACCCAUCCACCAGUUGUAAUCAAUGCUGCUGAUGAUGACGAAGAUGAUGAUGAUCAGUUUUCCGAGGAAGGUGAUGAAACCAAAACACCCAUCCUGCAACCGCCUCCUGAAGCUCAUAAUGGAUUACGGACAGCCUCUGCCCGGAAACCUGGAGUCAAUUUGAAGCAAGGUGAAUGUUUGAAUUUUGGAAUCAAAACUCUUGAGGAGAUUAAGUCAAAGAAAAUGAAGGAAAAAUCCAAGAAGCAAGGUGAAGGUUCUUCCGGAGUUCCCAGUCUUUUACUCCAACCUCAGCCCAUUCCAGGUCCUGAAAAAGAGAAUGUCCGGACUGUAGUGAGGACAGUAACUCUUUCCAGCAAACAAGGAGAAGAACCCUUGGUAAGAUUGAGUCUCACUGAAAGACUGGGAAAACGAAAAUUUUCAGUAGGGGGUGACAGCGAUCCUCCAUUAAAGCGUAGCCUUGCACAGAGGUUAGGGAAGAAAGUGGAAGCUACAGAAACGAACACUGACAAAGCACCAAAGAAAGUUCACGUUUCCAAGUCUCUGAAGGAGCGAUUAGGCAUGUCAGCUGGUCCCAACAGUGAGGAGGCAGCAGAGCGAGGCACUAAAGUUGGUGAAAUCCAUGUGAAGACAUUAGAAGAAAUUCUUCUUGAAAAAGCUAGUCAGAAACGUGGAGAAUUGCAACCUAAACUGAAGACCGAAGGACCUUCAAAAGUUGAUGAUACUACUUUAGGAACAAGAAGCCCCUCCACCAUCAGAAUCAAAACCUUCUCUGAGGUCCUGGCUGAAAAGAAACAUCGGCAGCAGGAAGCAGAGAGACAAAAAAGCAAAAAGGAUGUAACUUGCAUCAAGCUAAAGACAGAUAGUGAAAUUAAAAAAACAGUGGUUUUGCCACCUGUAGUUACCAGCAAAGGACAAUCAGAGGAGCCCGCAGGUAGAGCAAAGUCCAUGCAGGAGGUGCACAUCAAGACGCUGGAGGAAAUUAAACAGGAGAAGGCACUGCGGGUACAGCAGAGCUCUGAGGGCAGCACCAGCUCCCAGCCUCAGCCUGAGGCCACCCCAGGGGCAAGGCGGCUUCUCCGAAUCACAAAAAAAACAGGUAUAAAAGAAGAGAAGAAACUACAAGAAGGGAGUGAAGUUGCUUCCCAGAGCGGGGUUAAUAGAACAGAAGCUAAAGAGGUUUCAGAAGAGGCCACAGGAGUUGGCAUUACUAAAAUUCAAGUCAAGAGAUGUGAGACCAUGAGAGAGAAGCACAUGCAGAAACAGCUGGAGAGGGGAACCUCACAGAAGGAGAAAUCAGUUCUGACACCUCUCCGGGGAGACGUAGACUCUUGCAAUACUCAGAUAGGAGAGAAGCCGGUGCUAACUCCUGUGCCGGGCCUCACACGGCACCUGGCAAAGCGGCCUUCCACAAAGUCAUCCCCAAAAGCAGAGGUGGAAACCUCAGGGAGUGGGGACUCGAUAUUGAAUGUGAAGUGUGCAGCACAGAGCUUGGAAAAACGGAGUAAAGCUAAACCCAAAGUCAAUGUGAAGCCAUCUGUGGUUAAAGUUGUCUCAUCCCCCAAAUUGGCCCCCAAACGCAAGGCAGUGGAGGCGCACCCUGCUGUCAUUGCAGCUGUGAAGCCGCUCAGCUCCAGCAGCGUCCUGCAGGAAAGCCCCACCAAAAAAGCAGCUGUGGCAGUUGUCCCACUCCUUUCUGAGGACAAAUCAGUCACUGUGCCUGAGAUGGAAAAACCUAGAGACAGUCUUGUGUUGCCUCCAACCCAGUCCUCUUCAGAUUCCUCCCCACCAGAAGUAUCUGGCCCUUCUUCUUCUCAGAUGGCCACGAAAACUCGCCGACUCAGUUCCACCUCAACAGGAAAGCCCCCACUUUCUGUGGAGGAUGAUUUUGAGAAACUAAUAUGGGAGAUUUCAGGAGGCAAAUUAGAAGCUGAGAUCGACUUGGAUCCUGGGAAAGAUGAAGACGACCUUCUGCUUGAGCUGUCAGAGAUGAUUGAUAGCUGAAGGCGGUAGAACAUUUAAAAAAAAAACAAAACUGGACUUAGUUUCAUCUAUUAUAACAUUUACCCAAGAUGAUCGUUUCUUUAGUCUAGCAUUUACCCCAAAUCAGAAGUAUACCUCUGAAUUACCUGUAUGUGUCCUGAAUUCCUUGGGGUCAGAUUUUUAAAGUCCCCUCGAUAACCCAUUUUGUCCAUUCGAUGCCAUGGCUUAGCAUCUGUGAGAAAAAUAUUCUGUCUUACACCUCUCCACAAAAAAACUGAGAGGGAGAUCCAAGUCGAAGGGUGCAAGAGAACUUAGUGACUCCUUGAGGUGUUUGUCAGUUUGGGCCCCCCCCCCUUUGCUGUAGUAUUUCUUUUAUGUAUUGUCUUAAUGUACUUAUUAAUGUAACCUGAGUUUGAAAAGGAUGAAGACCAGCUGCUGCCAGUAAGGACCAAAUUUCACUCUAUCACUAAACAAAAGAUCCACUCCGUCUGCGUUAAAUUGUAUGUCUUUUUAAAAGUAUUUGGAGAUUCAACUAAGCUUUAGAGAAGGCUGAGCAACUCUGGAAGCUCAUAAUCUGGACAUAACUUUUUCGACCUGAUUUCCAUGCUUCUGCUGCUCUGUAAGCCUCUGAAGAGCAAUAGCUAAUUUUAUUAUUACUGUAAUUUUUUUAAGGCUUUAAAGUGCCUCAGGGGUCCUCUGAAACUAAUUUUCUAUUUCUGGGAUUCCCUGGAUUCUUAAUAAGAGAUGGUGACAUAAUGAUUAGAGGAAUUCUUUUUUUAGCAUGAAAGUUGUCCCUUCUCUUCUUCAGUACUUGCCUCCAACUGGCAUUGAAUUAUCACAGGGAUUAAAAUCAGUUUAAUUUUUUAUUCUAACUCUCCCAGCAAACUCCUCUUGCCCAGUAUUUAUUUGGUGCCCAUUAACCAGCAGAGGGGGAAAAAAAAAAAAAUGAACUCCUCCAAGCUGCCAGUAUUUGUCUCUGGACUGUAGCAGUACACUGAACUGUACUGUAGCGGGGGUGAUUGAGAUGCUCUGGGGGUGUAUUGUAUACCUUCCAGUUUUCUUCAUUUCUGAAUUGAAUUUUCUUUUCUUGAUGUCAGUCUCCUUCAUACCACCUCAAGGUUUAGACUUGUGAAGGAACAAGUAUGAUGGGGAUAAGAGUCUUGAAAGGAGACAUAUUGUACAUAAUCAGAAGGAAAAGGAAAGAAGGACUUGUCUGACUUGCAAUUUUGCUGUAGGUGGCCAGUUCUGUUUCUCAUAGGGAAAUCUGGUCCACCUGUCGCGUUGGCUCCUAAGGAACUGCUGUUGUAAGCGGCUCAUCAAGAGUUGCACCUCACGUAGCCUUGUUGGGAACAUGGAAACGGAAGAAAGCCACAGGACUGCCCGUUCAGUCUUGGGAAGAUCUGGAUGAUUCUGCACAAGCAAAAAUGACUUGAAAUUUAUGUAUAGACACCUCUCCACCAAUCCAUCUUCAGCUGACUGAAUGUUGUAUAAUAGCCCUUCUCCAAAGCAGGGGUGGAAUGUUCUGGUUUCACCACAAAUUUUCUACUCAUUUCAUUUUUGGAAUCCACUUAAAGAUUCCAGGUCCCUUUUGUAUAUAACCUUUAUCCUUUUGCUUUUUUAAAAAUAAUUUUGUUUCAUAUUUAAAGUCCUUGUAUUAGUCAAUGAUUCAUGUUCAGCAUUAUUUGAACCAUUUGCCAUUACAAGAAAGAGAAAUACUUAUUUGUGUUUUAAAUAAAACUGGUGUAGGAAAGUCUGGA